AGAAAGCUUGUGCACUGGAUGAAAGGCGGUCUGAGUUUCCAGAUAUCGCGUCUGGCACUGUAUAAAACGGAAACUGAAGACACAAGCUGCAAAUCGUGGGAGAAGGUGGAGGAGUUCGAGCUCAAACCUUGAUUACUAGAAAAGGGUUUUCUGACUCUUUCUUUCAACCCUAAUCGUAUCGAUGAUGCCUGCGAAACGCGCUCCGUUGAAGCAAUCAUCAAUGGCGCUGCGCGGGGAGGGAGAUAAAAGCAAUGCAGGAGGUGGUGAUGUGAACGACAUUGAUCCUGGAUUGAAGCUCAUGUACACGACCAACGAGCGUGAUUUGGAUGGCAUCAAGGAGCUUUUGACCUCUGGUGUCGACGUUAAUUUCCGCGAUAUUGAUGACCGGACUGCACUUCACGUCGCUGCGUGCCAAGGGUUUGGCGAUGUUGCCAAGCUCUUGCUUGAGAAUGGAGCCAAUGUAGACCUCAAAGAUCGCUGGGGCGGCACGCCUCUUGCAGAUGCCAUACACUACAAGAACCAUGAUGUGAUCGAGCUCUUGGAGAAGCAUGGUGCGAAGCAAGUGUUGGCUCCGUUGCAAGUAGAAAAUGUUGGCCAGUUACCAGAUUAUGAGAUCGAUCCUAAAGAAAUCGAUUUCACAAACAGUAUCGAAAUAUCCAAGGGAACCUUUAAGUUAGCUACUUGGGCUGGAACACCGGUUGCUGUGAAGAUAUUCUACGAAGGGGCUGCAGACGAGAAUAAAGUGAGGGCGUUUAGGGACGAGCUUUCGUUGCUUCUGAGUAUAAGGCAUCCAAACGUCGUCCAGUUUCUUGGUGCCGUGACACAAAGUAGUCCUAUGAUGAUUGUGACUGAAUAUUUACCAAAGGUAUCCAUCUCAUUUCUGCUAGUAAAUAGUCUUAUGUAUGAUAUCGGUUCGGUGUAUGUACAGGGCGACCUUCACGAGUAUUUGAAAGAAAAAGGCUCCCUGAAGCCUGCAAAAGCUCUCAGAUUAGCUAUGGACAUUGCCAGGGGAAUGAGCUAUCUACAUGAACAUAGACCAGGAGUGAUUAUUCAUCGCGAUCUUGAGCCUUCAAAUAUCUUGCGCGACGAUUCUGGACACCUCAAAGUGGCAGAUUUCGGAAUCAGCAAGCUUCUUAGAGUUGCAAACAGAGUUAAAGAAGAGAGGCCUCUGAUCUCUCAGGAUAGUACAUGUCGUUAUGUGGCUCCCGAGGUUUUCAAAAAUCAAGAUUAUGACACUAAAGUAGAUGUUUUCUCAUUUGCCUUGAUAUUACAAGAGCUUAUCGAGGGAUGCCCUCCGUUCAGCACGAAGAUAGAGCAAGAAGUGCCAAAAUCUUAUGUUGCGAAACAGCGCCCUCCCUUUAAGGCCUCAAUGAAGCAUUAUGCAUACGGCCUUAAAGAGUUGAUCGAAGAGUGCUGGAGCGAAAAACCAGUUGAUAGGCCGGCUUUCAAGCAGAUCAUUCCCCGGCUGGAGGAAAUGCAUAGCAGAUUCGACCAUAGAACCUGCUGGAAGGUGAUACCGUUGGACUGCUUUCAUCACUGGAGCUGGAGCAAGUGCCAUCACCGUUCCAGCAGCAGCACUGAUUCCAACAGAUCUCUAGGGAGCGACGUCUAGAUUCUUCAUUCUGAAAAGCUCUGCACCAGGAGAUUGGAUUUGCUGUCUCAAAUAAUUUCACUCCAUUUUAUGUAAAUAUUGGUAAGAUCAUGAUUUUUGUUAGUUAUAAAAUCUUAGAUAGAAUAUUGGUGCAUGCAAGAUCAUGUUUUUGUUUGUUAUAAAAUCUUAUAUAGAUUCAACGACUUAACUGACGUUGUUUCCUGGCCGGUGUAUAAUACCAUAUCAGAUUUAUAAUAUUCAUAAAGCCCUUUGUAAGAUCA
Molecule: messenger RNA, 1872 nt
Organism: Salvia splendens (bonfire salvia)
Lineage: Eukaryota; Viridiplantae; Streptophyta; Magnoliopsida; Lamiales; Lamiaceae
Product: integrin-linked protein kinase 1-like
Exons: 13
Coding region: 182-1612 (476 amino acids)
Biological process (GO): protein phosphorylation
Molecular function (GO): protein serine/threonine kinase activity; ATP binding; protein binding
Source: RefSeq, a predicted model, not a curated record